Messenger RNA from Gregarina niphandrodes, 567 nucleotides. Its product is annotated as putative ring domain protein. The transcript is spliced from 3 exons. The record is from RefSeq and is a predicted model, not a curated record. The coding region runs from base 1 to 567 and encodes 188 amino acids. Lineage: Eukaryota; Apicomplexa; Conoidasida; Eugregarinorida; Gregarinidae.
AUGUACGUUUGUCACGCCUGUAGACGGCGAACUCAGGCCGUCCAUACAGGUCCGAAUGAGCUUGCCUGUGUGCGUUGUGGUAUCGUCGGAUUCGUAGAAGAAUUGGAUCCGCAAGAAGCGGAGUCCCCCAGAAUGCGACGCACGGUUAGCGAACAAGAAAGAGAAGAAGCAGCCCGCUACGCAAACCCAUUUACCCUACUCUCCGCCCUAAUGCGAGACAUACCCAUGGAAAGCUCACCAGAUUCGUUUCUACAAUUCCUACCGGAUGCUAUGACUCGAAUAACCAGGGACAAUCUGCACAACCUUGUAUAUUACAUCCUGGCCCAGCAACAAGGUAGCGACGGACCGCCUCCAGCUGCAAGGUCGGUACUAGAAAGUCUGCCAAAGGAAGUCCUCACUCCUGAAAGAGCCAAGGCAGGCGAGGAGUGUGCCAUUUGUCAAGAUGAAUUCAAGGCGGGCGAGGAAGUCACCCACAUGUCCCGGGACAGGAGCCUUUGUCCCCACUUCUUUCACACACGCUGUAUUGUACCUUGGCUAGAACGGGUUAGUGAAACACUUAGCAUGUGA